AUUAUUUACCAAAUAUUUCGCCAUGUCGUGCUCGAAUGCGAUGAAGGGAUUUAGCAAGGGUUUAUAAGAAGCGGAUUCCUUUCUGAAGCCCGUUAUUCAGUUCACAUUCUUAAUAUUAUCAGCAUGGUUAUCUGUUGCGACAUAACAACUAGGACCCCCAUUUUCCUUUGACCCUGGUGUAUUUGCAAGAGCUGCUGAAGGAGACAAGUAAUCAAGUACAGUCCAGAAAUCCUUAACCGGAGAAUGCGCUUUGACUCAGCGUUGCAUUUAAAAUUUGGAAGAAAAAUCCCUGCUGGUGUAAUUUUGAUCUGUUUCUGCCUGGUUAGUUUGCUGCGGCUUGCAGUGGGAGGAUGCCAGAAAAGUUGCAAUAGAAGUGCUGAGGAUCUUCUUCUUUGGAUAAAAAAUAAAGACUAUGAUGGAUCUGUGAGGCCGAAUGUGACUGGAGGUCCAGUUGUGAUCGAUAUUGAGACAUACAUUUCAAGUGUGAGUUCUAUCGAUGAAAGAGAUAUGGAGUUUUCACUGGACAUGUUCUUUCGACAGCGCUGGAAAGAUUCCCGUCUCAUUUAUCAGCCGCAUCCAGACAAGGGACCAGAUCAAAGAGUUAUUCUAAGCCCCGAAUUAACCAAAUACGUCUGGCAGCCCGACGUAUAUUUCAGGAAUAGUAAGGACGCUCGCUUUCACAUGGUACCCACACAAAAUGUGUUGUUUGGCAUCAACCCAGAUGGCAGUAUUCUGCUAAGUGCAAGAAUUACCACCGUGCUGGCAUGUCAAAUGAAUUUUCGCAAAUUUCCAAUGGAUCGUCAAACCUGUCAUUUCUACGUUGGUUCUUACUCACAGACAGAAGAAAACGUCUUAGUGAGAUGGAGAAACGGCCAAGGAGUAAUUGUUCCCGAAGAGCUCGAGAUCCCUCAAUAUGACCUCACUAGCGUGGUAAGCAAGGAUCGCAAAGGAGCGUACAACACAGGAGUUUUCUCAGAGCCAGAGGCAACAUUUGUCUUCAAGAGACGUUUGAUGUUUUAUGUUUAUGGGUUUUAUCUGCCUGUAACUUUAGUUGUACUUCUCAGUUGGAUCUCAUUCUGGAUUGAUCCUGAGUCUACACCUGCCCGUGUUUCUCUCGGAGUCAUCACCAUUCUAGCCAUGGGCAACUUUCUUCAUGGUGGAGGUGCGACUCCAAAUGUUUCGUACGCAACUGCUCUUGAUGUCUACGUUAUUACAAGUUUUGUGUUCGUUUUUGCAAGCCUGAUGGAGUAUGCUGCAGUGCACUGCGCAUUGAUCAAAUACCAGCAAUCAGAUAUCAAUGAGCCGUGUAAGUUAGUCAAAUUUGGCGAUUCAGUAAAAUCUCAAGACUCUGAAGAAGGAAUGGUCAAUGGCAGCUUUUCCAGCUCAAGCACUGUACAACUUCCUGUUACGUUAAAGAAUGAUGAAGAGGAGGGACACUCCCUAAGGCGCAAGUCUAUCAUACAAGGAGCCAAAUUGUACUAUAUCCAUUUCAAUUACAAAUCGCUGGAAAGCUAUUCAAGGGUUGCCUUUCCUCUGCUUUUUGCAAUAUUUAAUAUUAUCUACUGGUUUACUUACUGUGGAUCAAAGGUCAGUGAUCAGGGAAUCUGUUGAUGGUUCUUCAAGGAAAUAUCAUCUAGAAUCUUGGACGAAUCGUAGAGCUGACUUCAGGAAGUUCCUUUGGUGCAAAUCGGGACAGUUUUAUUAUCAUCAGAGAAUCUACCAAUGGUUCUUUACGCAAAUAUCAUCUAGAAGCUUGGACGAAUCGUAGAGCAGACUUCAGAAAGUUCUUUUGGUUAAGUCGGGAACAGUUAUCACAUAUAACUAGAGCACGUGUCAUAGUGAAAGCAAAAGGUUCCCAUCGCAAAGUGAUACAAUCUUGAAAUGAAAGGUGCUGGAACAGUUGGAAAUAUAUCAUAUGUAUAUAUAUUUCUAUAUAUAGUCGUUAGUGGAACUCUCAGGCCAACAAA
Stylophora pistillata is the source of this 1967-nucleotide messenger RNA. Its product is annotated as glycine receptor subunit alpha-2. The record is from RefSeq and is a predicted model, not a curated record. Gene Ontology annotation, cellular component: membrane. Lineage: Eukaryota; Metazoa; Cnidaria; Anthozoa; Scleractinia; Pocilloporidae. Gene Ontology annotation, molecular function: extracellular ligand-gated monoatomic ion channel activity; transmembrane signaling receptor activity. Gene Ontology annotation, biological process: monoatomic ion transmembrane transport.